ACUUAAAGAUGUGUUCAUGGAACUUUUAAAGCAAAAUUAUAUGCGAUUUAGGGCUUAAAAAAGAUUAACUUCACUGACCAGCUCACCCAAUAUUAAAAUCCAAAGCAAUUGAGCAAUAGGGUGAAUUAGUCAUCUGUUUGAGUGCUGUCUGUGAGUCUAACCUUGAAAUUGACAUUAUCUCGGGAGCAGAGAGGAUAAGCCAGGCGCACGAUCGGGAAACAUCGUGGGGUUUUCACACUGCAACAGACUGAUUAGAUACAGCAGGAUGCAUUGCUGUUUGAUUUAGAGGCUUAAUCACAAAACGCCCACGAACACCUUAGAAGAACCUCGUUUUAAGCAAGAUGAAGUCCAAGGGGAAAGCUGUGAAAACACCCCAAAGAACCUGGUCUGACCCAGAGCCUGAACUCGAACCUGACACAGAAGCUGAACCGGGCUCCAGUGAGCAGGAAGACUCAGAAGCCUCAGAAAGAAUCGGCAGCUCCUGGAGAGGUUCCCUGAGGAGCCGGCAGGGCACGCGGCAAGGAGCGAGUGGCGGUCGUCGGCGCCGGUCGCACGGCUCCACCACGAAAGAGCGCAGCAUCCGCCGCCUAGAGAGUAACGAGCGAGAACGCCAGCGAAUGCAUAAACUCAAUAAUGCCUUUCAAGCAUUACGCGAGGCCAUCCCGCACGUCAAGACGGACAAAAAACUCUCCAAGAUUGAGACGUUGACACUGGCAAAGAACUACAUCAAGGCCUUGACCUCCAUCAUCCUUGAUAUGUCAGGGGGCCUCCCCACUAGUGACGUCCCAUCAAACGCCAGCACUGCCAAGCUGCUCCAGUGUUACCAGAAACACCUGGAGGAGGAAGGCGAAGAGGGCCUCACCCAGUAUCUCACCCACAUGCACAAUUUAAGCCAACUCAGCUAGCAGAUCAGGAAGCUUGUGGACUUUGAUGGGCCAAAUGAAAUCUUGUUUCUGCAGGUGCACUGCUGUGGUAUCCAGUCGGGAAAGAUGUGUUCUGUAGGAUCGCAGUUGACUAUGAACUGUUGCACUUGAACACAGCAAGUGGACAACUCUUCAUGAAAAACACAAUGAAGAGUGACCGUAAUUUGGCUAAAUCUUUGGGCUGUCUUAUCUUUUUACUUUUGGUUCAGAAGCUGGGUUUUGUUCCUCUUCUAUUUCUUGAUUGUUUGAUCUUCCUGCCAUUUGGCCGUUACAGGAAAAAAAACUGCCAAGCAUCACCAUUAGUCAGAACUGUUGAAUCUAGGAAGAGAAUUGCAUUUAAAUGAAGAAGUGUUUGCUCAUUUUCUCGUGGUGAUGGUGAUUGCCCAUCCCCCUGUGAACACAAAUGACUUGUCUGACUUGUCUGCUGAGACAUUGUUUCAAGAGUUAGAUUAUUUGUAAUGCCCUGAGGUGGGACAUUGUACUGAAGGUGAGCAAUCAAUAAAAAGGUAUUUAUUUGAAUCAUGCAGUACAUUUGUGGAACAAACCUCAUUUACCACAGUAAAAGACCAAUUCAUCAGUUGCUUUUUUAUUUAUGGUUACCAGUGGCGGAUGUUGGGUUUUCCGGGCAGGGAAGCUCAAUUUCUGCCUACAUUAGGGGUGGAAACCUCUGGGUACAUCAUGAUACGAUUUGCGAUGUCUCGUGAUAACGAUGAUCUCAGGAUAUGGCAAUACAAUUAUUCAAGGUUCUUGCGCCAUUUUAGAAGUGAAAUUUUAUACGUUUUAAGACAUUUUUAAGAUCUCAAAAAUAUAAUUUAAGACCAAAACGUCACAAUCUCUGAUGAAGAAAACAACUAAUUUUAUUUCACUGUGAACACAGAGCUUCUGCCAAAGACUGCUGGAGUGUUUUUUCUCUCAUAUGCUAAAUGACGUCUUCAACCCCUAUUGUCCAUAGCGAAAAAGUCUUUUUGCAGACUUAGCCCUGGGCACUGUUAUUUUCACCAGGUGAAAACCACCUCUUAAAUAAACCAUCUUCCAUCAAUUUUUGAUUAAAUUUACACUUCCUCAUCUCUGCAUAUUCCCGCUCACCUCUACAGUACAACUGUGAAUAACUAGGAAAUGGCAUCAUGGUGACAAGACAUACAACUCCUAAAAUUUGACUCGUCAUUUGUCUCGACAUUUGACGACAUGCUCGAAAUACGACGAUUUAUGACAGUAUCGCAAUUUCAUUGUUUUCCCGCAAGACAGACGCACGGCGGAUUUUCUUGUGAGAGAGAAAUCAAAAUGGGUCCCAAGAAUGUUAGUGCGAGUGCUGAAAAAAAGGAAAAAGGUGAUGCUUACCAUUGAGAUUAAGAAGGAAAUGAUAGAAGAAUAUGAGCGAGGUGUGAGUUAAGUGGCUCAAUAAUUUGGCCGGUCUGCCCGACCUCUGUUCACCAGUCCCUAUAAGUUAAGGUGACAAUAAAAAUUCAUCAGGGUUUCAAUCAUUUACUUGUGCAACACAACCUGGCUACUGUCCGCCAUAGUCGACGCCAACAACAUGAAAAAAAGUAAAAACUUCCCACUCUACCGCACCUCUCUCUCGCUCGUCAGUCACACGGUGCGUUCAAGAACAGCAUGCAAAACACAACCACCACACUUGAACCCGUUUAAUUAUUACUAUUAUAAUUCUGAUUUGUAUUUAUAAUGUACUUGUUUUGCAAUGUGUAACUGCUUUCCCUAAUUGCAACAGUAGUAUUUAUUAAGGAUUUAGAGUAGGUUUUUGGGCUGUGGAACGAAAUAAUCGAAUUAGAAUGUAUUCUUAUGGAAAAAUCUCGCUCAACAUACGACUGUUUCGACUUUGUAUGUAGAGGUACUCCUCUAUAUUAAUCUCAGACUCUCGUAUUUGGUGCAAAACUAUUAAUCAAGCAAAUACACACCAUUAGAAGUGGAUUACAAUGACUUCCUUAGCAUUGUGCAUUGUGUGGAAAUAAGUGCAUUGUGUGGAAAUUAUAUACCAACUGCAAUUUUCCAUUAAAGGUAAGACAAUUUAAGACCUUGAUUUAUCUGGAUUUGGCGGCACGGAGGCUGAGUGUUUAACACAUCUGCCUCACAGUUCUGAGAUCAAGGGUUCAAUCCCGGGCUCCGGCUUUCCUAUGCGGAGUGUGCAUGUUCUCCCCGUGCCCACGUGGGUUUUCUCCGGGAACUCCGGUUUCCUCCCACAUCCCAAAACCAUUGAUUGAACACUCUAAAUUGUCCGUAGGUAUGAGUGUGUGCGUGAAUGGUUGUAUGUCU
Molecule: messenger RNA, 3191 nt
Organism: Corythoichthys intestinalis (scribbled pipefish)
Lineage: Eukaryota; Metazoa; Chordata; Actinopteri; Syngnathiformes; Syngnathidae
Gene: bhlha15
Product: basic helix-loop-helix family, member a15
Exons: 2
Coding region: 342-905 (187 amino acids)
Biological process (GO): sensory organ development; axon development; positive regulation of transcription by RNA polymerase II
Cellular component (GO): nucleus
Molecular function (GO): DNA-binding transcription factor activity, RNA polymerase II-specific; protein dimerization activity; E-box binding
Source: RefSeq, a predicted model, not a curated record